Messenger RNA from Daldinia caldariorum, 1083 nucleotides. RefSeq lists its product as uncharacterized. Gene Ontology annotation, molecular function: DNA binding. Lineage: Eukaryota; Fungi; Ascomycota; Sordariomycetes; Xylariales; Hypoxylaceae. The transcript has 3 exons. The record is from RefSeq and is a predicted model, not a curated record. Gene Ontology annotation, biological process: DNA recombination; double-strand break repair. Bases 1 to 1083 code for a protein of 360 amino acids. Gene Ontology annotation, cellular component: nucleus.
AUGGCAGAAGCAUUGGUAUUACGCUUUCCCAUCUCGGGAACAGAAAAGGAUUACUUUCUCCUGAAUGUGUGCUCGAAUGGAUCGCGGCCGCUGGACCUCAAGCUAGUUGGGUCGGAAAGUACAGCUGUGUUCACGAUGAAAUUACGCCAUAAGAGGACCACUGACUACAAAGCCUCCAGUGGGCUUUGCUCUAAUGAAGAGUGGGAAGGGAUUCUGACUUCAACAUUUGUCGACCAGAAGCCUACACCGGAUAUUGAGAUCAGAGCUGAUAUUCCUCCGGAUCGCUCUUCGGUUUCUAUCUCUUUCCGAAAAAAUAUUCAGGGUAUUACGCAACGUCUUGGGUCCAUAAAGCUAGAAGAUGAUGAUAAGACCGAGAUUUCGCCCUUCGAUUGGUGUAUUUCAGCCAUAGGGGCUCGAGAGAAAGUAGAAGAGGAUCUCCUCGCUGCUAAUCACAAAAUCCAAUCCCUGGAAAAUUCCCUUGGCGAGCUCAAAGAUCAAUUAGAUGAACUUAUCAAGGCAAAAGAUGAUGACGAGACGCAGUUACUGGAGAAGUUCAGAGAUCUUAUAAAUGAGAAGAAGGUCAAGAUCCGGCAGCAGCAGCGCUUACUAGCAUCCGCUAGCGUCGACCCUGAAAAACUUGCAAAUGUUCAUGCCAACCAGAGCACACGAAAGCACGUACCAAAGCCAUCCCGUGCUUCAAAGCGGAAAGUUAAGGAAGAAGAAAGCAGUGAUGACGAGUUUGAGAAGAUGGAUGUCAAAGAGGAUGGGAACGGUAGUGCACAACCGGACAUGGAGGAAGAUCAAGGGGAUACCACAGCAGGCGAGACGGCAAGUGGAGCAGACACAGAUGAGGACCCAGCACCUCCGCCUAUAAAAUCUCAGAGAAACCAGGCUGCUGUACCGACGCGCAAUACUCGGGCAUCGGCAUCAGUAGAAGAAGACUCUGGGUCUGAGGGUUCGCAAGAGAAGAGUAAGCCUCUUCCACCGCCACGAAGGCUGCCCUUUAUGAAAAACCGGGGCCUUGCAGCUCCAACAUCUGAACGGAUUGAUGAAGACGAAACGGAGUCUGAUGAUGAGUUAUGA